Helianthus annuus (common sunflower) is the source of this 1425-nucleotide messenger RNA. RefSeq lists its product as uncharacterized. Gene Ontology annotation, molecular function: DNA helicase activity. Gene Ontology annotation, biological process: DNA repair; telomere maintenance. Lineage: Eukaryota; Viridiplantae; Streptophyta; Magnoliopsida; Asterales; Asteraceae. The record is from RefSeq and is a predicted model, not a curated record. Bases 1 to 1425 code for a protein of 474 amino acids. The transcript is spliced from 3 exons.
AUGGUCCAACACAACCAGUUAGGUUCUACCAAAUAUUUGUUUAAAUAUAUUAAUAAGGGGCCUGAUAGAGUCACUGCUUCUGUUUUUCAAGCCAAUAGCACCAAGAAUGAUACGAAACAGAAUGAACCUGUAGAUGAGAUAAAAGCAUACCUUGAUUGUAGAUAUAUCUCUGCUUGUGAAGCUGCUUGGAGAAUAUUCAUGUAUGAUAUACAUUAUAGAUAUCCAGUUGUUGAAGUAUUACCUUUUCAUUGUGAAGAUGGUCAGAGUAUUAUGUAUAACGAUCAUGAUAAUUUAUGUGAUAUUGUUACUGAUCCAACUGUGAAAAUGACAAUGUUUACAGAGUGGAUGAAUUGUAAUAAAAUUGAUGAAUUUGCCAGGACAUUGAGGUAUGUUCAGUUUUCGGGAUAUUAUGUAUGGAAUGCUCAAAAUCGCAAAUGGAAUCGAAGAAAGCAUCCGUAUGGAUCAAUUGGGAGGAUACAUUAUGUCCCACCAUCACUUGAUAUAAAAACAGUUGAUGGGCAGGUUUUUCAAACAUUUAAAGAUGCAUGUUUUGCACGGGGGCUGCUGGAUGAUGAUAAAGAAUAUGUUAAUUUUGUCAAAGAAGCUAGCACAUGGUCAACCGGAGAUUUCUUGAGGACCUUUUUUGUAAUGUUGUUGCUGUCAAAUUCAAUAUCUCGUCCUGGUGUUUUUUGGUCGGAAACGAAGUCCCUGUUAUGUGAAGACAUUCUGUAUCAGCAACGAAAGAUAACUGGUAUUUCAGAUUUGGAUCUUCAACAAGAAGAACUUGAAAAUAUCUGUCUAUCUGAAACUGAAAAGUUGCUACUUACCAAUGGAAGCACAGUGAGAAAUUUUGAUGAUAUGCCUAGUGUUCCAGACAACUAUGUUUCAUCGUCGAACAAUCGAUUGAUAAUGAAAGAAUUAUCGUAUGACAGACUAGCUCUUCAAAGGGAACAUGAUGGUUAUGUAAAGUGUUUAACUGCCGAACAGGAAAGGAUAAAUAAAAUUGUUAUGGAAGCGAUUGGAAAAGGUGAUGGAGGUGUGUUUUUUGUAUACGGUUAUGGUGGAACUGGAAAGACGUUUCUUUGGAAGACAUUCUCAGCUGCAUUACGAUCAAAAGGUGAAGUUGAAUUGAAUGUUGUAUCCAGUGGAAUUGCUUCACUUUUGCUGGAUGGUGGUAGAACUGCUCAUUCAAGGUUUGUAAUUCCAAUCAACAUUAAUGAGAAUUCAAUAUGUUCGAUAGAGCCUAACACUGAGUUAGGUGAUUUAAUUAAAAGAGCAACAUUGAUUAUUUGGGAUGAAGCACCUAUGACUCACAAGCAUUGUUUCGAGGCUCUUGAUAGAACAAUGAGAGACAUAUCACGUUCCAGUCAACCAAACAUGCAAUCCAAGCCGUUUGGGGGGAAAGGUAACUCUAUUUGGUGGUGA